Molecule: messenger RNA, 1140 nt
Organism: Stylophora pistillata
Lineage: Eukaryota; Metazoa; Cnidaria; Anthozoa; Scleractinia; Pocilloporidae
Biological process (GO): DNA integration
Molecular function (GO): nucleic acid binding
Source: RefSeq, a predicted model, not a curated record
AUGCUUGCCGUAGUAUGGGGAGUGGAACAGUUUCAUCUGAAUGUUUAUGGUGCCCAGUUUUCUGUUAUUACUGAUCAUAAACCUCUCAUUGGCAUCUUCAAGAACCAGAAGCAAACCUCCCCAAGAAUGGAAAGGUGGAAACUUCGACUCAUGCCCCACGGCUGUCAGCUGAUCUAUCGGCCUGGAAGAGAUGCCGAAAACCCUGCUUAUUACAUGAGCCGACAUCCGUGUCCCACAGCACCAGAGGAACAAAAUCUGGCUGAAGAUCAUGCCAGCUAUGUAUGCUCUAAUGCUGUACCAAGAGCAAUGACACUCAAAGAAAUAAAACAAGAAACCAGAAAUGAAGCAGAAAUGCAAGCUGUCAUCAAGGCUGUGGAAACUGGCCAAUGGAAUGUCUCAGACGACCAGAAAUACAAGAAGCUCAAGGAAGAAUUAUCAGUGUUCAAUGGACUAGUAUUGAGAAGAAACAGAAUUGUGAUACCAUUUACCCUCAGUAGUAAAGCAGUAGACCUGGCACAUGGUAAUCCUCAAGGGAUUGUCAAAACAAAGCAACUCGUCAGAGACAAAGUGUGUUUCCCCGGAAUUUACAAACUAACAGAAGAGAAGGUCAAAAACUGUCUUUCAUGUCAAGCCGCAUCGACCAAGUCACCACCGUUUGAACCUCUUCGAAUGACGUCACUCCCUAGCGGACCUUGGGAAGAAGUCGCAGCGGAUUUUGCUGGACCGUUCCCAUCUAGUGACUACAUCAUGGUAGUAACAGAUGAAUUGAGCCGUUUUCCGGAAGUAGAAAUACUUACCUCAACAUCAGCAAAAGUUAUGAUCCCUAAACUUGAUGCGAUACUCUCAAGACAAGGUAUUCCUUAUGUCCUGAAAAGUGACAAUGGUCCACCGUUUAAUGGUCAUGAAUUUAAGAACUUUUCUGACUACUUAGGAUUCAAGCACAGACGGAUCAUCCCUUAUUGGCCAAGAGCAAAUGGAGAAGCAGAACGACUGGUUCAGACCCCGAAAAAGCAUAUCAGAAUUUCUCACCUAGAAGGCAAAAAUUGGAAGCAAGAGUUGUACAAGUUCUUACGGCAAUAUCGCGCAACACCUCACUCCACCAUCAAUGUGUCUCCAAGUGAAGCCCUAAACAGCAGAUAA